This is a messenger RNA of Cherax quadricarinatus, 567 nucleotides long. It is a transcript of the gene RpL24, whose product is annotated as ribosomal protein L24. Gene Ontology annotation, biological process: cytoplasmic translation. Gene Ontology annotation, molecular function: mRNA binding; structural constituent of ribosome. Lineage: Eukaryota; Metazoa; Arthropoda; Malacostraca; Decapoda; Parastacidae. Gene Ontology annotation, cellular component: cytosolic large ribosomal subunit. The record is from RefSeq and is a predicted model, not a curated record.
CGAAAAUGAGAUGAGUUUCCCUCUGGUGGCGGUUCACAGAAGCUUAGCAGACCUUCAUGUUAUUGUAGCGCACCAUGAAACUUCAGCUUUGCAGUUUCAGCGGAUAUAAAAUCCAGCCCGGCCAUGGCAAAACCAUGGUCCGGACGGAUGGCAAGGUGUAUGUGUUCCUAAGUGCUAAGUGUGAACGUGCGCAUAUGCUAAGGCGAAACCCCCGUGAGGUUCGAUGGACUAUUUUAUACAGGCGAAAGCACAAGAAAGGAAUGGAGGAAGAGACAACAAAGAAACGUACACGUCGUACCCAGAAGUACCAUCGUGCUAUUGUAGGAGCUUCCCUUACAGAUAUCAUGGCUAAAAGGAACAUGAAACCUGAGGUUCGCAAGGCCCAACGAGAACAAGCUAUUAGGGCAGCAAAAGAAAAGACCAAAGCAGCAAAAGCCAACAAGAAAGCUAAUGCCCCUGCUCCAGGAAAGACAAAGAAAGCAACCCAAAAGGCCCCAAAGAUGCCCAGGGCAGGUCGACCAGGUCACGGAGGACAUGGUGGUCGUCGUUAAUAAACAGAACUGCUUG